Coregonus clupeaformis (lake whitefish) is the source of this 4739-nucleotide messenger RNA. RefSeq lists its product as uncharacterized. Gene Ontology annotation, biological process: regulation of apoptotic process. Lineage: Eukaryota; Metazoa; Chordata; Actinopteri; Salmoniformes; Salmonidae. Bases 27 to 4415 code for a protein of 1462 amino acids. The record is from RefSeq and is a predicted model, not a curated record. The transcript has 17 exons. Gene Ontology annotation, molecular function: protein binding.
GAGAGGAGGGGACCACUGCCUCUAAAAUGACUCAAGACACCAGUUCUAAGAGUGUCCAGAAGCCCAGAGCAGAGUCACCUGCCCCCAGCCUGCUAUCAAUGAAGAGUGAUCAGCCACCUGCUUUCAGCCAGGAACCAUUACCAGAUGACAAUAAGGAAGUGGAGAGUUUGGACAGUGAGGAUGCAUUAAAGAUCACACACAACCUUCUGGACAGAAGAAGUCAAACUCUUCUGACAGUCCAACAAGACAUUAAGGCUAAACUGAAACACAAGUAUCAACACAUAUCUGAAGGAAUUAGACACCAUGGAAACCAAAGUCUGUUAAAGGACGUCUACACAGAGCUCUACAUCACAGAGGGUGGAAGUGGAGGGGUCAAUAAUGAACAUGAGGUGAGACUGAUAGAGAUGGCAUCCAAGAAACAAACCACACAAGAGACACCAAUCAAAUGCAACGACAUCUUCAAGCCUUUAGCUGGACAAGACAAACCUAUCAGAACUGUGCUGACAAAAGGAAUCGCUGGCAUUGGAAAAACAGUCUCUGUGCAGAAGGUCAUCCUUGACUGGGCAGAGGGAAAAGCAAAUCAGGACGUUCAUUUCAUGUUUCCUCUUCCUUUCCGUGAUCUGAACCUGAAAAAGGACCAAUACAGUCUGAUGCAACUUCUUUCCCACUACUUAUCAGAGCUGAAAGAGAUUGACAACAUUGAAGAUGGUGAAACCAAAACUGUUUUCAUUUUUGAUGGUCUGGAUGAGUGUCGACUUCCUCUAGACUUCAAAAACAACGAGAGGUGCUGUGAUGUCACGAAGCCAACCUCAGUGGACGUGCUGCUGACAAACCUCAUCAAGGGGAAUCUGCUUCCCUCUGCUCUCCUCUGGAUAACCUCACGGCCUGCAGCAGCCAAUCAGAUCCCUCCUGAGUGUGUUGACCAGGUGACAGAGGUACGAGGGUUCAAUGAUCCACAGAAGGAGGAGUACUUCAGGAAGAAAAUCACAGAUCAGAAUCUGGCCAAUGAAAUCAUCAACCACAUAAAGACAUCAAGGAGCCUCCACAUCAUGUGCCACAUGCCAGUCUUCUGUUGGAUAUCAGCCACUGUCCUUGAGAUGAUGCUGAAAGAGGCAGAGAAGGAUGAAGUCCCCAAAACUCUGACCCAGAUGUUCACACACUUCACGCUCAUCCAAAUCAUUGUGAAGAACAAGAAGUACAACAAAGCCACAGAGACAAACCCAAAGGAACUGUCUCAGUCAGACAAAGAGAUGAUCCUGAAACUGGCAAAGCUGGCUUUCCAACAGCUGCAGAAGGGCAACCUGAUCUUCUAUGAGGAGGACCUGAGAGAGUGUGGCCUUGAUGUCACAGAGGCAUCAGAGUACUCAGCAUUGUGUACAGAGAUCUUUAAAGAAGAAUCUGGGCUGAACCAAGACAAGGUCUACAGCUUUGUGCAUCUGAGCAUGCAGGAGUUUCUAGCAGCAGUGCAUGCUUUAGAAUCAUGUCUGGACAAGAAGGAAAAUGUUUUUUCCACCACUAGUGAGGAUUACAUUUACAUUUUACAUGAAGAGGAGGAGUCAAUCCAGUUGUUUGACUUACACAGGAGAGCAGUGGACCAGGCCUUGAAGAGUGAGAAUGGACACCUGGACCUGUUCCUCCGCUUCCUUCUGGGUCUCUCACUGGAGUCCAAUCAGAAUCUGUUACGAGGCCUUCUGACACAGACAGGAAGUACAACACAGAGCAAUGAGGAAACAGUUGAGAGAACAGUCAGGUACCUUUCAGACAACAUCAAAUGGGAAUCCUCACCAGAAAGGAUCAUCAACUUGUUCCACUGUCUGAAUGAACUUGGUGCCAACUCUCUAGUUGAAGAAAUGCAAACCUCCCUGCGAUCAGGAACUCUUUCAGAAACAGAGCUAGAACCUCAACAAUGUUCAGCCCUGGCCUACCUGUUACUGAUGUCAGAGGAGGUGCUGGAGGAGUUUGACCUGAAGACAUACACCACAUCAGAGGAAGGUUAUCAGAGGUUGCUGCCGGUAGUGAAAACCUGCAAGAGAGCACGACUGGCUGGCUGUAAACUCACAUAUGAAUCCUGUGAGACUCUGGCUUCAGCUCUGCAGACACCAAACUCCCCCCUGAGAGAACUGGACCUCAGCUACAAUGACCUGGGAGACAGAGGAGUGGAGCUGCUCUGUGUUGGACUAACCAGUUCACUCUGCAACAUACAGACACUAGUUCUAUGUCAGUGUGGUCUGACAGAGGGUUGCUGUUCAGAUCUGGCCUCAGUCCUGAGUUCACCCAACUCACAACUGAAACAACUGGAGCUGAGAGACAAUGACCUGCAGGACUCAGGAGUUACACUGCUGUCUGCUGGACUGGAGGAUCCAGACUGUAAACUACACACACUGGGGCUGUCUGGCUGUCUGGUCACAGAGGAGGGCUGUGCUGCUCUGUCUUCAGCUCUGAGGUCAAACCCCUCCCACCUGAAAGAGCUGGACCUGAGCUACAAUCACCCAGGAGACUCUGCAGGGGGACUGCUUUCAGCUGCUCUGGUGGAUCCCACAGAUAAACUGAUGAAGCUGAAUGUGGAUCAUGGUGGAGAGUUCAGGCUGAAAUCAGGGCUGAGGAAAUAUGCCUGUCAUAUCAACCUGGACCCAAAUACAGCAAACCCAAACCUGAUACUGUCUGAGGGGAACAGGAAGGUGACACGGGUGGAGGAGAAGCAGCAUUAUGAAGACCAUCCAGACAGAUUUGACCAUCAUUACCAAGUUCUCUGCAGAGAAGGCUUAUCUGGAUCUCGUUAUUACUGGGAGGUGGAGAUGGAUGGUGACAUUUCUCAUAUUGGUGUGGUGUACAAAGGAAUGCAGAGGAAGGGAGAGAUGGAGGAUGACAGUUGGAUUGGAGCCAAUAGGAAGUCCUGGUGUUUAUUCUGCUAUGACAGUGGUUAUCACUUUUACCAUGCUGGAGUCAUCAGAUCCAUCCCUGGUCCUGUUUCUGACAGCGUUGGAGUGUAUCUGGACUGGCCAGCUGGUACUUUGUCCUUCUAUAGCGUGUCCUCCUCUGGUACACUGACACACCUUUACACAGAACACACCACAUUCACUGAACCCCUCUAUCCUGGGUUUGGGGUUUCCUCCUCCUCCUCAGUGACCCUGUGUCAGAUAGAUGACCAACACAUUCAAAGAGACCAUGGUGGAGAGUGUUGUAUCAAGCCUGGACCUGAGAAAUGGAUUCCUCAGAGCUGUAAGACUUGUGACCAUGUUGAGGACUCCACACACUGGCUUCAGAUUGAACCCUUGACUUCCACUGUCCAGGGAGUGACAAUGUUCAGGCACAGGACACCCAAAGGGCGUUAUGAGUGCACAGUGUCUGGGCUCCGCUGGGUGUGUGACAGAGAUGUCAUUCUGAAGUAUCACUUCAGGAACUGGUAUCCCUACAGUCACCUUCUGAAAGACAUGCAGUACGGACAAGGUGGUCCAUUGCUGGACAUCACUAUGGAGUUAGGUGAACUGGAGGAAGUUCAUCUGCCACACUUUGUCUGUUUAGGGACCAACCCUUCCCUGAGGAAUGAGAUGAAGAUUCUUAAUGUAGAGGAACAUGGAGUGUCUGUUGAGGAAGUGCAUGAGGUCACCAGAUUCCAUGCUAAGAUUCUCCAUCCCAAGUUCUCACCUAUCGCUGUUAUACUGAGCUAUAUCUUUUUUUGGAACGUAGAUGUCCACUGUGACGUGGUCCUCUAUAUGGCAGUAAAAAAGGCAACAGUAAUUUCACGGCUGUACAUGCUCCUCAGAAACUCCAGUCAGAAAGAGGCUGUUCGGGACCGGGAGAAAAAUCAGGUGUCCCAAGGAUAUUCAGAAUUUCUGCUGUCAAGUCCAAACGGGUCCUUAAAGCUGAACAGUUGGUUUGCACUCAAGAAUCCCCAUUCCUCCUCCAUCAAUCCAGAGAAGAUUCAGCUGUUACCUGCAGACACCACACCAAGCUGUUGUAAGAUGGUUAUGAGAAACACAGGGGUUGACAUUGAGAUGGAGUUAAUCGGGGAUGAUGAGAGGACAGUAUGGAGAGAUAUGGUACCAACAGAUGAAUACAUCCCUGAAACCCAUUCAACUAGUGCUGUGUUGGGGGCAGGGCGUCCGGCUGAGAGCAGUCUGACUGGUUCUGCAGAGCAGCAGCUGCGUUCUGUACGGACAGAGUUUGUGAGACGAGUGUCAGGACCUGUCCUGGAUGGUCUGCUGGAGGGACUCCUGCAACACACAGUCAUCAACCAGGAGGAAAUGGAGUCAGUAAAGGUGAUAGCUGAGAGGGCAGAGAAGGCAUGUGACAUCAUCGACAUGGUGUUGAGAAAAGGAACUGAGUCAUGUUCCAGGAUGAUCAGCCUUCUUGGGGAGCUGGACCACUGUCUUUGGACACAGCUUCAGAACAACAGUGUUGGGGUACCUACCUAAUGGUAGAAUGGAUAGUAACAUUGUUGGGGUACCAACCUAAUGGUAGAAUGGAUAGUAACAGUGUUGGGGUACCAACCUAAUGGUAGAAUGGAUAGUAACAGUGUUGGGGUACCAACCUAAUGGUAGAAUGGAUAGUAACAGUGUUGGGGUACCAACCUAAUGGUAGAAUGGGAUAGUAACAGUGUUGGGGUACCAACCUAAUGGUAGAAUGGAUAGUAACAGUGUUGGGGUACCAACCUAAUGGUAGAAUGGAUAGUAACAGUGUUGGGGUACCAACCUAAUGGUAGAAUGGAUAGUAACAGUGUUGGGGUACCAACCUAAUGG